Messenger RNA from Apus apus (common swift), 3901 nucleotides. It is a transcript of the gene LRAT, whose product is annotated as lecithin retinol acyltransferase. Bases 27 to 725 code for a protein of 232 amino acids. Gene Ontology annotation, molecular function: phosphatidylcholine-retinol O-acyltransferase activity. NCBI's taxonomy places the organism in Eukaryota, Metazoa, Chordata, Aves, Apodiformes, Apodidae. Gene Ontology annotation, biological process: retinol metabolic process. The record is from RefSeq and is a predicted model, not a curated record. The transcript is spliced from 2 exons.
CCCCCCAAAAAAGGUCCCUGCUGACCAUGAAGAACCCAGUGCCGCAGGCGGCCUCGCUGCUGCUGGAGAAGCUGCUGCUCCUGGUCAAUGUGCGGCCGCUGCCCUCGGGCUCCGGCGGGGAGUCCUCGGCUCCGGCAGCCCCCGGCUACUACGACACCAGCUGCUUCAAGCGGGGCGACCUGCUGGAGGUGCCCCGCACGCUCUUCAUCCACUUCGGCAUCUACUUGGGCGACAACCGCGUCGCCCACCUGAUGCCCGACAUCCUGCCCGCCUUCACUGGCGACCGGCGGCAGAUCCAGCAGGUGGUGACCAACAAGCGGCUCAUCCUGGGCGUCAUCACCAAGAUGGCCAGUAUCCGCGUGGACACGGUGGAGGACUUCGCCUACGGCGGCAGCAUCCUGGUCAACCACAUGGACCGGCUCUUCAAGGACCAGGUACUGAGCAGCGAGGAGGCUGCCCGCCGGGCGGAGAAGCUGGUGGGCGCCACGGCCUACAGCCUGCUCUGGAACAACUGCGAGCACUUCGUCACCUACUGCCGGUACGGAGCCCCGGUCAGCUUCCAGACCGACAAGUUCUGUGAGACUGUGAAGAUGAUUAUUCGGGACCAGAGGAGUGUUCUUGCUUCAGUGCUUGUGGGAUUAGCGUCAAUAGUCUGCCUGGGUUUGGCACCCUCCACCACACUCCCCACGAUCUUUAUUCCCUUCAUUCUGUGGAUGGCUGGCUAACAGCCUUCCUGGAGGGAAGGCUGCUCAUGGCCAGCAUCUGUAUAUAGGAUGUACACUACUGUAUUUAUGAAAGCACAGAUUACUCAUCAGCAUUGCAUAAAGUUUCUUAACCUUGUGUGCCAUUUUUUAAAUACAACUUGUCUAGAACACAAGGCAUAGCUUACUGUGUAAGCCAAGUAAUAGAUUUCCUGAAAAUCUCAGUACAUUUUAACACACUUUUAAAUAAUGAAAAAGUAGGGUUGCGAUGCAGUUCUGCUCUUUGCCUUUAGCCAUAAGUGAUUCUGGUAAUAUCCUUCAUGUUCUUCAAUUUCUUAGCUGCAUACUCGGGUGCUGUAACUAUUAAUAAAAAUUGGUGAUGGCAUACCACAAAGUGAUGGGUACGAGCACAAACUGCUAACCUCUUUGAUAGAUACUGUUUAUACUGAAAAGUUACUGUCUCCAUUACUAAAAUACCCUUUAGCAGAGGUAGAAGUAAGUAAACUGACUCUUCUUGAUGGUAAAGAAAAAACAACCCUAGGCUGGGUGCUGUGUAGUGCAGUAGCACGUCUGGCCAGACUGGCUACAGUCCUUUGAGUUCCCUUCUGGGAAAUGCUCACAAAUCUCUCAUUCAUAUUAAUUAUGCAAACAUUUGCUGCUGUAUUGAACAACUUUUUAAUUGGGUUGGUGGUAAGGAAAGAUGGUGAUUCCUCAGCAUUUUCCUUGCUACUGAUGGUGGUUAGUAUGGCUAAAAUAAAUGAUUACAGAGGGUUUAGGGGAUACAGGGGAUACAGCUUGCUUUAUGACAAUUAGUGACCUACAAACAUCGGAAAUUUCCAGUGUAUGGGGCACAUGGUAAGGAGGACAGACACUGAUUUAGUUCCUACCUUCUUCAACUAUGGAACCCAUGUGAGUGCUAUAAUGCAUCAGGGAUCAGUUUCUGUGGUGGCUGUAUUGUCAUUUUGGCUAUUGCCUUGAAACAAGAUGCCUCUCUGUGAAAGAUGGUAUGUCUUUCUAUACUCAGCUCUUGCAAAUAAGUAUUCAGUUGCAAGCCAGCAGUUGGUGCUAAAAAAUGUUUUGUCUUCAAUAUUGAGGCUUUUCCGUUUAUCAAUAAUGCAUAAAAUUAGAUUUCAAAUUGAGCUCAUCUGGACAAUCAUUUGACUGCUAAAAACCUUUGCUAUUUCUUUUCUUAGCAGUGUCUUGAUGUAUGCAAAGAAUGCCUUGCACGAGAUACAUGCACUUGCAGGUUCACGCGCUAUGCUCGCCUUCCUUUCUAGUCAAAGGCGAAUAGGAUGGUUCUUCACCAAGGACUGCACUUCAGAUUUAUCCUUCUUAUGAGUCGUUUCAGUUUCCUGUUAUCAGCUCUGCUACUGAAGUGGCCGCUUUCCCCCAUUUGUAGAGAGAGACUCAUUUUAACUGUGCUAUACGCCCACUUCAUCUUUCCCUAGACCUUACAGCUGUUUGAAGACUGGAUUCUUGAACUGUGAGUCUACUUGGCUGCUCUCUAAUCACCUUUCUUCUGGCUCCUCUGCUAUAACCGACAAAGAAUGUAAAGACUGGGGUGAAAUUCCAGGUUCAUAGGAAAGAGCAGCGUGACUGCUGCUGCCAUCAACCAAGAGGGGAUUUCAGCCCAGCUUUUUCAGUACACGUUCAGUCUGCAGCCCAGCCCCAAAGCAGCUGGAUAUCAAUUACUCUUGGAUCCUUAUAAACAACUUCUCUUCUGCUUUCAAAGAUUGCAAUGCAACUGUAAAUGUGUAACUGUUUCUGGUAAACUUUUAAUAUUAAGGUGUUUUUUAAUUAACAUGAAUUGCUUUUUCAUAGUGUAUGCAUUAGUAAUAUUUUCAUAAAUCCCAGUGUGGUUUUUUUACUUGCUGUGCAUAAGGUAUGAACUGUAGUAAUUACUGUAAUUAUAUAAAUAGAAUUUAUUCAUUUAAAAAUGUCUGCAGGCCUCUUGAAAUUGAGUAUCAUGAUACAGCAUUUCUCUAAGGUAUCCAAGUAGGGGUAUUGAACAGUUUAUUAACAUGCAGUUACAUGGGGUCUGAUUACAGGUGGGCUUUUCUUUUCCCCUUUAUUUACUCAGGAUUUAUAUGAAUUCCAGUAAUUUUUAUGAGUCACUUAUACAAUAAACAACAGGGUCAUGACCAGUAACCAACUUGUAAGUGGGACUGUUGGAAGGCAGAGAAAAGUUCCUGCUCUAGCUUUAGUAUCAAAGGACCAAUGGCUGAUGAUACUGAGCAAGAAGCAUCUGGAUUAGACUGAGAGACUAAAUUGGGAUUCUGCUAGGUGUCUGUAUGACAGAAAUGAAAGCAGGCUUCCAGCAGUAUUAGUAGACAAUUUUCCUUCAAAGUAUAAAGUUUUAAGUUAAUGGGAUACUACAAAAUGGUCUAGAAUGUCUUGCUGCAUCCUUUCAUCAGGGGCAAGUAAUAACAUGGGCAGGGGAAGAGAAAUUCAGCUGCAUGUUUAGGAGUGUUCCCUACCAACUGUAAUUCUAGCAGAGAUCUGAAAAUUUUGUUAAAAGUCAGGCAUGAGUCAAGUCAGUCAUACUGUGAGGGGGAAAACAAGUCUAGCAGGCAUGAAUUCUCAUGUUCAGCUCAGCGGGUGGUGCUUGUGCUCUGAAAUAUUUUGGUAAAUGUCAGUGUCAACUCUUUUUCUGUAAUUACUUGAGUAAAAAUAAGCACUUGCCCUAGGUGGAGCAUUGCAUUUCAGACUUGAGCUCAACUGUGAUGCCAUUGGAAUGAAGGAACUAGUUAUAAUAAGAAAAACACGGAAAACUGUGGAGCAGUUCAGCUGUUUGGAAAUGUGUGUUUCACUUAGAAGUGAAAUUGUUCAUCAGUAACUGUAAGUGACGGUGAUGGGGAGUGUAAAUCUAGAGCUGCAGCACGUUUUGGUGGUGGAGCUGUUUUGAAAAGUUGUGUGGUUAAACUUGAAUAUGUAAUGGCAGAGUAUAACCAUCACCCCUGUGCCACUGGGAAAGGCAAGUAGUGAAGACAUCAAGUUAAAAGGAUAGAUGUGUCACUUCAGGCUUUCCAAAGAAAACAAAAAUAAAAUGAGCAUUCACAAGGCUCAAAAUGUUUUUUUAAAAAAACCCUGUGUUUAAAAAAAAAAAAAGUUGCUAAAUGAAGAAAUUAGAACGGUGAGUUUCUGUUUGUAUUUAUUUUAGCUUGGAACAUAAAUGAUUACUCAUUUUGUGGUGAACAGUC